Molecule: messenger RNA, 819 nt
Organism: Eurypyga helias (sunbittern)
Lineage: Eukaryota; Metazoa; Chordata; Aves; Eurypygiformes; Eurypygidae
Gene: SKAP1
Product: src kinase associated phosphoprotein 1
Exons: 8
Cellular component (GO): cytoplasm; plasma membrane
Molecular function (GO): protein binding
Source: RefSeq, a predicted model, not a curated record
AUGGGGUUUGGGGGUCUCCUGCUCAACUGGCGGCUGUGCCAGGAGCUGGAUCCGGUGCGAGUGGUGCUGAGGGGCUGUGGCUGCGGGAUGCUCUCCCUGGGAAGCCAGCCCUGCCCAGCCCUAGGAUUGGAGGAGAUCCUACCAAAGCCUGUUCAGGACACAGGGAACAUUUUGAAGCAAGGAUAUCUGGAGAAGAGGUCCCGAGAGCACAGCUUUUUCGGGUCAGAGUGGCAGAGGCGGUGGUGUGUCCUCAACAGAAGGGCGUUUUACUACUACGCCAAUGAGAAAAGCAAGCAACCUAAAGGCACCUUCUCCAUUGAGCACUAUAGCGCCCGCCUGGCUUUCCAUCUCCGCAAAGACUCUCGGAGAAGAUGCUGUUUUGAGUUAAUCUGCCCUGGCAAACGCACCUACGAGUUCACAGCCCCAAGCCCAGCAGAGGCUGAAGACUGGGUGGAUCAGAUCCAGUUCCUCUUGAAAGACCUGAGCUCACUGACUAUCCCAUGUGACGAGGAGGAUGAAGAGGAGCCCUACAACGACGUGGACAGUUCUGACUCUGUGAACACAGCAUCCCACAAUACUACCCUGAAUCAGGAUGAGCCAAACACUGAGAUGGAAGAGGAUGACAUCUACGAGGUUUUACCAGAUGAGGAGCUGGACCCCCCCUUCCCAGAGGACAGUGAGGGUGCCAGGAGCAGACAGAGAAGCGGAGGUUCCCAGCGAGAUUACGCUAAUUACUACCAAGGCAUGUGGGACUGCAGCAGCGAGCAUCCCGACGAGCUCUCCUUCCACCGCGGAGACCUCAUCUACAUCCUGAGCAAG